AUGGGCCAGUGUGGCUGCAGCAGAAAUGAUGCAGCACCGAUGCGGAGGAGCUCAAGAAAGGAAGACAAUGUUGAGUCGGCUUUGUUGAACGAGUCUCGGCGCUUUAUCCUCGAGCGGACCAAAGCCAAGCGUGGGCCACAAGGAGUGGAGCUAGGCUGGUUGAACUUCAUGGUCCAGAAGCUUUGGCCAAAGCUGAGCAAGGCUUGUACUGCAAUUAUCAAGGAGGAGCUUCAGCCCAAACUGCAGGCUGCUGUGCCUGCAGUUCUGAGUGGGAUCUACUUCAAGAAGCUAGACUUCGGAAAUCAGCAUCCCUUGCUAGGCCCGGUGGGUGUCGCCCAUGGGAAGCAGAAUCAGUACGACGGAUUGGAGCUCGACGUGAAGCUUGUUUGGAAGUGCGAUGCCGAGGUAGUGCUCGAAGUCCAGGGGAUUGAAAUCGGCCUGGAAAAGAUCAGAAUCGAUGGGACGGUUCGAUUGCAGCUGCGGCCUUUGCUGCACCACUUCCCCUGCAUGGGAGGGCUGCAGAUCACUAUGAUGUCUCCGCCGAAUUUGAACUGGAACUUCCGGGGCCUUUUGGGGGCCUUGCAGCUUGAUGUGCUUUCGCGGGUGAUGCGCCAGGUUGUGGCAGACCAGAUAUCUGAGCUACUGGUGGUCCCAAACCUGCUAUUCGUCCACUGGAUGGACUCCUCUGCCGAUGUGGACCUCGAAGUGCUCCAAUUCCCUCACCCCGAGUGCAUCGUCCGCCUUUGUGUGAGAGAGGCCCGAAACUUGAGAGGUUCCGACUGGAACUAUUUCGGCUUCAAGGGCACCUCGGAUCCCUAUGUGUCGGUGCAUUUGGGCUCGCGUCUCUGGCACACUCCCAAGAAGUCACGGACACGGAACCCCAGGUGGGGCGACGCAGGCUGUGAAGACUUCUUCGUGUACACGCCAAGCCAGUUCGUGAAGGUCGAUGUCUAUGAUGCAGACAUCGGGCCAGGCACGGACGACCAUCUUGGCCACGUCGCUGGUCUCAAAGUCGAGGACCUGCUGAAUUCUCCGAGCCAGUGGUGGCCUCUCUCUGGACGCAAAGUGAGAGAUGCUCAGCCGGAGCCAGGCACCGCUUCCCAGGAUACCUCCCAGGAUCACUCGCAUCCGCACGGGGAGGUUUACAUCCAAGCUCGAUUCUACGAUCUCAGGACGCAUCGACAAGACGUUCCAAAGCCCAUGGGAAAGGCAGCUGCGGAAGCUUUUGUUUUCAUCGAUCUGCGCAGCUUGCGUGGUUUGCAGCAGAAGCAGGCCCAAGGAGCUACCAUCACCUUCAAGCUCGAAGGGAACACCCACAAGAGCAGAGGUGCCACAUACAAGGCGACCACUUACGGCUCCGCGCUGACUGCAUCAGCCCAAAGACUUGUGGAACACCUGCAGAAUUCCCAGGGCAAGUCGAUUGAGGAAAUCAUGAAGAUAUCUGGACUCAGCAAGGAGCAGGUUGCGUCCGUGGUACAAGCUCGACCGUCUUUCACAACGCGGUGGCACCAACCUUUCUCUUUCCCCAUUCGGGAUCUGGACACCGCGCAGUUGGAGAUCUCGCUUGGAAUCCGGCGCCCAUAUCAGAAGUCCCUUGCGCAGCUGAAGAGUCCCAUCUGUCUUAAGGAUCUGGUGGACAGCGGCAAGUGGCAGCUUGACAAAGCCUUGGUCCUUGAUUUGGACGGUAAAGAAGGCGCCAGCGUGGUGCUCGAAACUCUUGAGCUCAGCUUGCGGAUAACAUUGCGGACCUCUCCUCUCUCGAAGAAUCCCGACUGGCCGGAUGGGGAGGCUCCGGCGGGCUGGGCUUCCAUCGACCUCAAAGAGGUCGUCCUGCGGGAGGAGCAUCUCAGACUGACAGCCGAAGCUCGCAUAGAGACUGCAUGUUGCACGGAACAUGCUUUGGCAUCGCAACUUUCUGAGAUGAAGAACCUUUUCUGCCGCAUCCCGUGUGGUCCGAGCAUCCUUUUUGAAGCCUUUGGUAGCUUUAGCCUGCAGUGUCCUCGAGUGUUCCACUGCGAUGCUGCUCGGACGACUUGCCGCUCCCCGGCUGCCAGGAGGAUUGGAGUCUCCGCUGCCACGCCCUUCGCCAAGUUCAACGCACGAACCUUCGCUGCGCAGGUCACAUCUCCGCGUCCGCUGUCCAUCCGCGGAGAUGGCCUGGUCCUGCAGUGCAUCACCGCGGCGCUGAUCUACUUCGUGCCUCAAGAUGCGGUGUUCCUGGGCGGCCUCUUCUAUCUGUGGCACAACACUGCUGUGUCCAUCAGCCCGAAGGUCACGAAAGCUGAUGCCGAUGCUGCGGUUGAAGAGUUCAAGGCCAAGAAGGGGAUCGAGAACGUCAAGGUCUCGAAGGCAGCGGCAAAGUUUUCCCUUGCGAGAGCAGCAAACUGGAAGGAUGAGGCCUUGCGGAAUUUGUCCAAGAUUGAGAAGCACCGCCGUGAGGAGGUCAAGGAUCUCCUCGAAGCUGAAACCAUGCUUCGAAGACAGAUGCAGGAUGCUGAAGACUCCUCCGACAAGUGUUUGGCAGAGUUGCGAAGCGAACAUGCUCAUGCAGAGCGCAGAGUUGCGAGGGAGUUCGAGGAGUGUGACGCAGCUCUGUUGCUGCGCUCCAAAGCCGCAGAGGAACUACUCGCGGCUGCAGACAAGGAAAGAAGUUUGACACGCACGUGUGCGUUGCACGGGUUACGUGGGGAAGCACUGGAGGCUCGCCUUCAUGUCUCCCGGCAGCUGAUGGUCGAGGCGUGUCAGGCGCACGAGGCAGCCGACAGACGAGAGGCUGUGGCAGCACUGGCCAGAUCAGAGGCUAGGGGCGCAGAGGAGCUCGCAGUGCAACAGGCUGCUUCGCAGGGUCUGAUGGAAAGCCAAUUCCUGCGACAGAGUGCUGCAGAACGAGCUGAGCAGUUGGAAGUACAGGCAGCAACAGUGAAAGCACGCGCUGAUAAAGCAGUCGCACUGGUCGAGGGUGAGGUGGAGGCCUUGAAACAAGGUGCUUUGCAGCAGUGCGCGGCGUCAGAGCAGCAGGCAGAGGAGUUCAUUGAAUCCGCUCGUCGAGGCCUGGUACGGCAAUCCGCGAUUCGUGAGAAAGCCGAGGCGGCGGUGGCCGAUGCUUGGAACAGCGAGGAGGCGAACAUCCGCUCAAUGCGGGAAGAGCAGAACCUCGAGGUUCAAGAGGCCCUCGAAAGUGCUGCAGCUGCAGCUGCGGUUGGAGAAGAGCUGGCAACGGAGCUUGGGGAGGAGCUCCGCACCAGGCUGAGAAGCAUUCGAUCCGAGGAGAAGCAGGUGCAGCACGAAUCUGAGAAGGCCAUUGAGGCCGUGCAAGGUAAGGGAACUUGUCAAGAGGAGGAGGAUAUGCACCGGCUCCGAUCAACAGAGUGCUCUGAGAGUGAACUCCUGGCAGAAAGGCUUCACAUCGAAGAAGAGGUCUUGUCCUUCGAGGUGACAGAAGAGGAGGCCGCCAGCAUGUUGCGACAUCACUUGGAUCUACAAAUCAGUGAAGCAGCCGAGCGAUGCAAAGAGCUGGCGAAGAACACAUCCGGCGCCCUGCAGCAGCUUUGUGAGCUAACGCAGCACGCGGAACAAAGUGCACGGCAAGCCCAAGAAGCCGCUGAGCAGGAUGAGAAGAUGCACAGAUGUGCAGUGCAACAAUCUGAGGCUUCCGCUGAGGCCUCGGAGAAGUUGCAGCAGCUGCGAUCCCUUGCUUUGCACGAGGAGGUCUUGGCUGCAAAGCUUAAUGCCGAGCUCAGCAUGGCCCAUGACGAGCGGCUUGCCGGUGAAGAAGAGGAGGCUGCUCUUUCCGAAGAAGACCGUUGCAUCCGAGCAUGCUGCGAAGAGAUUGCUGCAGCUAGAUACGAGGCAGAGACUGUCAUCUCGAGCUGGCGAGCAGAGGAUGCAGUUCUAGAGGUUGAUGCCCAGGAGCUUCUCGACAAGGCUGCAGCCUUGCAGGUGGAGUCGCGGAUGCUUGAGGAAUCUCGAUGCUCAGAGGAGGAAACAUGUCAAGAGCUUGUCAUCGCGGCAGACGAGGUGCGGGCUGCAGCCCGUGCAGCCGUGCAUGGCUACGAAGCCAGGGAGGCAAUCGCGCAGAGGACGGCUCACGAGCUGCAGGAGGAAGCUAAGCAGAAGCAGGAAGCACGGAGCGUGGAUGCCGGCCACCGUUUCAAUUCAGCCGAGCUCCGUGCAGAAGCUGCUGCACGGCGUGCUUUAGAAGCAGAAGAGUCCAGCUGGAUUGCCAGAGAGAGGUACGAGCAGGAGUUGGCGAGCAUGCGCGAGUACGGCGAGAAGGAGGAGGCAGAGACCAUUCGCCGGGUGCUGGCAGCAGAAGAAGCAUUGGCAAACUCGAUGCGCUGGUCUGGCCAGCACAAUCAGCUUGGACUGGAGCUCUUCGGCGUGGCUCAGGCCCAGAAAGGUAUUCAUCGCACUUCACCUGCCUCCACGGCCGACGGAGCCCCACCAGACCUGGCAGAAGCGGAGGUUGGAUGA
Symbiodinium necroappetens is the source of this 4473-nucleotide messenger RNA. The record is from the annotation of a GenBank genome assembly. NCBI's taxonomy places the organism in Eukaryota, Dinophyceae, Suessiales, Symbiodiniaceae.